AUGGAGGCCGCCGCCGCCGACCUCGUCGCUGCCCUCUCGUCCCCGUCCUCCUACGCCGGCCUCCACUCUCGCUUCGCCGCCUACCUACAUCCCUUCACCCCCUACCUGCCCAGCUCAAAUCCUAACCCCAAGCCACCACCGAAGAGGGCGACGAAGCACAACAAGCAGCCGCCGCCUCCCGACGCGGCUACCCUCCGCCCCCUCGCGAAGCGAUUCCUCACGUUUCUCGGCCGCGCGCUCCACCUCCUCCCGCCGCUCGUCCGGGCGAGUCCUGGCUCGGGCGACAAGGGCGGCGAGGCCGCCGACGAACUGCUUGAGAUCUACGGCCUCCUCUUGGACUGCCUAGAGGCCAUAUCACCCUGCCUCGCGGGGAAGCCCUACUCCGUGUUGCUCCAUCGCGGCCGCUUCGUCUGCUGUCUCGAGUCGUGCGGCCACCUCGCACGCGCCAAUGCGGAGGCUGCCGCUACCCUCGACGCCCUCCGCUCCGCGCUCUCUCCACCCACCACGAGCACCAAGUCGCGACGUGGUGCUGCAAGCGUUGAUUCCGUCCUCCUUCCGGACCCUGGCAGCGCUGGGGAGGCUGGCACGGAUCCUGAAGUCACCGUCCUUGCGGUCGAGCUCACUGCGUGCCUUGCCAAUUGUUCCAGCAAGGGCAAGGUGAAGGAACCUGCCCCUUACGAACGACUUCUCAGCCUUUUCAAACAGCUGAAACCAUGGCUUCGUAUUCUGACUAAUGAAGUCAGGAGGAAGUAUCUCCCGCUGCUUGUGAAUGGCAUGAGCUGGUGCACCUUUUUUCUGGUUUCCGAGUCUUCAUUUUUCAGUAGUGAUCUAGUUCAUGGAUUCUGUCAUCACACAAUGCAAGGAUGUGUGAAAGAGGGCAUGAUCGAGCAUUUGCCAGCAAUUGCUCGCAAGAUUUGCUAUUCUGUAGAUUUGAGUUGGGGAGGGAGCACACAGCUUUUGCUCCACGUGCUAGAAACUGUUAGUGAUUCUGUUGUACGUGUAAAGGAUGAUUUACCGAAAUCUGUAAAUGAGCUUCUGGUAUUUGUGGCGUAUUUUUGUCGGUUCAUUCUUUCUACCAAAAGUGAUUUAUCUGUUGGCGCUUUAGAGCUACUUUAUAAACAAGGUGGUCAUUUCUCUGAGGUUUCCUCUCCUACUGCCUCAGUGCUUCUUCUUUAUGUGACUGGGUUAUACUUGAGUGCCCAGCAAGCAGAAAGUGAAAUACCACCCUAUUUAUCUGUGGGUAUUCCCAAGGAUCAAAAGUACCUACAUGCUUUAGAGAAAGGUCUUGGCACAUUAGCACGAUGGCCACAUGAUAAUACAUCUUUGGUCACAUACUUGGACUCUUUGGAGUUUAUUAGCAAGAAGAGCUUGGGUUUCAUUGUCUGUGCUAUUUCAAGUAAAUGGUUAACGCCUGAGGAGCUCAAAUUCUUGAUACCUUCACUUGGCAACAUCGGAGUGACACUUCAUAAUACUGGACAUGUUAAAGAGGCACCAAAGGCUUUAGAACUGUGCUGCCAAACAAUAUGGGCACACAUCAGGCUUUCUUACUGUAGACUAUCCUCGAGGACAAAUGGAAACAACAUUAUGAUGGAUUUGCCGAUGGAUACACUGAAGGAUAUGGAUAUAAUUUUGGACGCAUUUUCAAGGAUUGCAAAGAUGGUUGAUGCUCUAUGUAGAUGUGGCACAGAAAUAGAAACAACACUUGGGAUUGUUGCGAAGAGCUUGUCUAAAUUGUUGUCUGAUAGCGACAAUUCUGAAUAUUUCAGAGGUUCUUUUAUACUAAUCAAGGCGUGGGUUAAGGCUGUACACAAAGAUUUUGGGGAUAAUAAGGUGGAUGAUGCUCCACUUCUCUAUCCCUCUCUUUUGAAAUAUCGGUCUUCAUGGCCAAUUAAGCUGAUAGGCUUAAUAGUAGAUCAGGAAUUGUUAGCAUAUGGAUUAACUGAAGCCCGAAGCACAGAAUUCUGCUCUAAAAUGCAGAUAAGGAUCAUAGAUGUUCUGCUGCAUAAAAUUUACUGUUCGAAAGAACAUUUUUUGGAGAGAUCAAGGGUUUUUAUUAGAAAGGCAGGUGCGCUUCGUGCAUCUGGAGUGGAAAACAUAAAAAGCUGCCUUGAGUCUUUACAUGAGGCCAUAUCUUUACUGCAAAAGAUCUCACAGGAUUCAUCUCGUGCCAACACUAUUGCGAACAAUCAGUUGGCCAUUGCAUACUGCUUGUAUGCACAUUGCGCUCAGGAAGACAAACUUGAUGGGGAGGUAAUAUUUGAUACUGCUGAGAAAGCACUUAACUUAUGGUUGGAGGUGGAGACUUUUGAUCAUUCUUCUUCUGAUAUGAGGAUGCUGCCAAGUGCCUUAUUUAUUCCUCAAUCAUGUAAGCAUCCCUUUGGAAGGCAGUUCAGUUUUGAAACAAGUGUUGAUGAAGUCAGCAAAGUUGCCUCAUCUCUGGUAUCUGAAGUUACAUCAAAUGACCAAUCAACCUUUCUAGCUGGCUGUUUAUACUAUGACUUAUCAGAAAGAGUUUUUUUUCACGUGGAUAACUUCGUUGCCUUUUCAUAUGGAAAAGAAGCCCUCCAUUUGCGCAAAAAGCUCCUAAAAAAGAAGUUCAAACUCAAUUCGGGCAUAUCUGGAUAUAUGGAAAGACAACACUGUGGGCAGGACAUUUCUCUUGAAGUGUGUGGCCCAACAGUAGUUGAGAUUUGGCCAAAUUCCAUCAGAUCAAUCGACAUGAGGGAUUCUUUCCUUACUCCAUGGAAUGUCCUUAGGUGCUAUCUUGAGAGCACUUUACAGGUUGCUAUGAUGCACGAAUUGAUUGGCAAUGGUGCUGAAGCAGAAGCUCUCUUAUGGACAGGAAAAGAGAUAUCAAAUUUCCAUGGUUUAUCAGUUUUCUGUAUUGUCUUUGCAUCAUCUCUAGGUCAACUAUACUGUAAGCGGCAGCUAUGGGAUGAAGCGGAGAGUGAGCUUAAUUAUGCCCGAGAUCUUGUGCAAAUGAUGCAACAAUUUCAUAAUAUUUUGCAGCUGAGAUUGGACUGUGUUCACCGGCACUACCUUGUGUCACUUCUAUUAAAAAAAGCUAGAGCCUUGGGAUCUCAUAGCAAUGGGGAUCAUGAAGUUCAUAGUGUCUAUUGGAAGUGCAUAUCACUGCUGUUCUUCAGGUCCCUUCCACAGGAUUGCUAUAGGACUUAUGGGCCUUAUUUAAUUGGACUAAUCAUGGAUAGGAGCAUUGGUGUUUUUCUUCCUUUAGAGUGUGCAGAAAUUCUAUGCAGUAUGAGCUUCUUCUUGCUAAAAAGCUCCCUUUAUGAACAGCCAAGGGACAUCUGCUGUAUCUUCUCUAGUGUAAAAAUGGCUGAUGUUGUUCACUGGUUGCUCAAAGCUUUUGUUCUAUCCAGAGAGAGCCCCUCACUUGUUCAGGAGGUUUGCAAGUUACUUGUGCGCAUAUUCUUGCUAUCAACUACAGAUUCCUCAAUUCAACUGCCUUUGGGUUCUCAUAAAGAUUCUCUUUCUUUGAAUCACUGGGCGGCAUACUUCCAUCAAGUUUCUGUGGGAACUUAUCUCAAUUGUCAUUACUUUUCUAGCUUACAAGCAUUGUCCGAGGAAAAGGUUCCGGAGGGCACCUAUGAAGAUUUCAGAAAUGAGACGGAUGACGAUGUUUUGAAAUUUCUCAGGUUGUCAUCAAGGGACAUAGAACAUAUUGAGAAACAUAUGACAGAAUUCUUCCAAAAACUUCCUGACCUACCAAUUCUGUGCAUUAGUAUGCUUGGAGGUGAUUAUGUUAAUGCCCUUUUGAAAUUCCUUUGCCAUCCUCCGUUUUUUCCUGCUUGGAUGUUGCUUUCAAGGUUUGAUUCAACAAAUGAACCUACUACGAUGCUUCUUCCAGUGGAUGCUAUUUCAGAAAUGCAGUUUGAAGAUUCCUGCAUCAAAGAUUUGGGCAAUCCAACGAGAGUUUUAGAUAAGAAGUGGCAGUGCCCUUGGGGCUAUGGAAUUACAGACUAUGUGGCUCCAGUUUUCAGAAAUAUACUUGAGGAGAAUUUUAUGUCCCUCUCCAGUGCAACCCUUACUAUUAAUGAUGUAAAUGCAGAUCGUGUCAGGUGGUGGUCGCAUAGAAUGAGGCUCAACAAUUACCUUGCUAACACACUGAAAAACAUUGAAGAUUCUUGGUUUGGACCCUGGAAAUGCCUUCUGUUGGGCCAUCGAUUAUCUGAUGAAUACAUUGAGUCUGCCUCAUCAAGUAUUAUCACUGAUCUGGAUAAAAAAUUCAAAUUUGAAGUCAAUCCAGUGCUCAUCAAGGCUAUCCUUGGUGGUUCUGUGUCAGUGGAUGAAGUACAAGAAUGUUUUCUCCAACUCAUUUUGUAUAAAGGUUACUUUGGAAGGGGAGGGUGCUGUGGGAAAGAUAGACUUAGAGCUUUCUCUUCCUGCCAAAUGGAUGACAGAGCUAUGGAGACACUCAGACGUUUAAUUCCACAUGCAGUAUAUGAGUUGCCUCAGCCAGCUGAUAGAGAUCCAGUUAUUUUAGUUCUUGAUGUCAAUGUUCAGGGAUUGGCUGGAAAUUCUCCAAAGGCUGGCGAGCUGGUCUUGGCCUUGAAAAAUCAUGACCUUUUCCUGUACUUUGGGCAUGGAAGUGGAACUCAGUAUAUUUCUAGUAAGGAAAUCGAGAAGAUAGAUAACUGUGCAGCUGCUCUUCUUAUGGGAUGUAGCAGUGGAACACUUCAAUGCAAAGGGAGUUAUGCUCCUCGAGGGGCUCCGUUAUCAUAUUUAUUUGCUGGUUCCCCUGCUAUCGCUGCGAAUCUCUGGGAUGUUUCAGAUAAGGAUAUUGAUCGGUUUAGUAAAACUUUGCUCAAUUCGUGGUUGCAUGACAAUUCUCUAGAUGGCAACAAUUGUUCAAAAUGUUGCCAGCCAACAAAGGAAUUUGAGUCCAUGAGUAUAGCUUCCGAGGAAAAAGGUAGAGCAAGACGACAAGGCACACAAGGAAAGAAGCAACAACAAAUAAAUGAUAGUACCAAGUGCUGCAGCUGCAGGCAGACGCGAAUAGUUUCAUAUCUAAGUGACGCUAGGCGGGCUUGCAGGCUUCCACUUCUGAUAGGUGCAUCUCCUGUGUGUUAUGGUGUGCCUACAGUCAUUAGGAAGAAAGUAAUGACGGAUUCUGCCAUGAGAUGA
Miscanthus lutarioriparius is the source of this 5145-nucleotide messenger RNA. NCBI's taxonomy places the organism in Eukaryota, Viridiplantae, Streptophyta, Magnoliopsida, Poales, Poaceae. The record is from the annotation of a GenBank genome assembly.